AUGGCCUAUUGGAAGACCGUCAUCCCCCGACAGACGGUAUUAUUAUGGCUCACAAGCUUCUUCCUGUUGACGCUCCUAGACAAAUCCGGCGUCUUCGAACGCUUGCAAGAGACGCCCUACUCGGACUACUCGUAUCCCCCAGAAAUCGAUGCCAAACACCUCCUGCGGCUGCUCGGAACGGGCAGAGAACCCGCGGCCUACAGAGUUCAGAACCACUACGAGCGGUACGUCUUCAAGAUCAGCAACGAACUCAAGUGUCACGUUCCUGGAAACCGGACGUCCGUACUGAUCGUCGUCAAGUCUGCCGUAGCCCACCAGUCACGUCGAGACACGAUCCGCCAGACCUGGGGACAAGAAGGCCGCUUCGAGGACGUGGACCUCCGACGCGUGUUUAUGGUUGGUGUGAAAGCAAAUGACAAAACCGCACAGAGAGCCUUGGACGCCGAGCAUGCCCUUCACGGUGACCUCGUACAGGCGGACUUCAUCGACGCCUACUACAACAACACCAUCAAGACGAUGCUUUCCUUCCGUUGGGUUCUGGAGCACUGUUCCGACGUCCAGUGGAUCUUUUUUGUAGACGACGACACUUACGUAUCCGUGAAGAACCUAGCCCAAUUCGUCCGAGACUCAAUGAACCCGAAAGAUCGGCACUUGGUGGGCUAUGUCUACGACGACGACCCACCGUACAGGGCCCACUGGAGCAAGUGGUACGUGUCCUUGUCCGAAUAUCCCUACAGCCGGUACCCUCCGUUCGCGGUCGGUUGUUUGUACUUGGUUUCGAUGCCUGCGCUCAGGGAACUCUACCAGGUGGCCCGGUACACGCGGCAGUAUCGUUUCGACGACGUCUUUGUGGGCAUCGUGGCAAGAAAGACUGGACUGCGGCCGGUGCACAGUGACAAGUUUCGAGACAAGAACCCAGCCAGGAGGCCCGAAGAUUUCGUGGGGCUCGUGGCCUCUCAUGGAUUUCAUGACAGUGUCCACCUGGUUCGAGUUUGGAAGCAUCAGAAAUGCUUAGGGAAUGCGUGA
Molecule: messenger RNA, 1026 nt
Organism: Ixodes scapularis (black-legged tick)
Lineage: Eukaryota; Metazoa; Arthropoda; Arachnida; Ixodida; Ixodidae
Product: beta-1,3-galactosyltransferase brn-like
Exons: 1
Coding region: 1-1026 (341 amino acids)
Cellular component (GO): membrane
Molecular function (GO): hexosyltransferase activity; UDP-glycosyltransferase activity
Source: RefSeq, a predicted model, not a curated record